Molecule: messenger RNA, 486 nt
Organism: Baudoinia panamericana UAMH 10762
Lineage: Eukaryota; Fungi; Ascomycota; Dothideomycetes; Mycosphaerellales; Teratosphaeriaceae
Exons: 2
Coding region: 1-486 (161 amino acids)
Biological process (GO): transcription initiation at RNA polymerase II promoter; positive regulation of translational initiation; nuclear-transcribed mRNA catabolic process, deadenylation-dependent decay
Cellular component (GO): RNA polymerase II, core complex; P-body
Molecular function (GO): nucleotide binding; translation initiation factor binding
Source: RefSeq, a predicted model, not a curated record
AUGGCCGGGCCCCCAACAACCCAACCCCACCGCCCCAUACCCCUCUCCCGCCGCCGUCCCCUCCCCUCCGGCGACGAAGAAGCAACCUCCUUCCUCAAACUCGGCGAGUUCGACAACACCCCUUGCCUCAGCGUAGCCGAAUGCAACGAACUGCUCACGCGACUCGCGGAGAAAAGCGGCGGCGGAAACACUCGUCCCGCGACGCAGAACAACGACGUCUACCUCAAGACGCGCGAGUAUGUGGAGAGUUUUGCGCGGUUCAAGGAUAGUAAGACAGUGACGCAGGUGGAUGCUAUUAGCAGUGCGCUUUUGGGGAGGGGAAAGGGGGAAGGUGUGACGAACUUUGAGAGGGCGCAGUUGGCUACACUUUGCUGCGACACGGCUGAAGAGGCGAAGACCCUGAUCCCGUCGCUCGAGGGCAAGCUGGAUGAUGACGAGCUGCAGCGCGCACUGGAUGAGAUUUCGAAACUGCGCGACUUCUCAUAA